Prorocentrum cordatum is the source of this 957-nucleotide messenger RNA. Lineage: Eukaryota; Dinophyceae; Prorocentrales; Prorocentraceae. The record is from the annotation of a GenBank genome assembly.
AUGCAGCCUAUCAUCGCGUCCUCUCGCCAGAGCAUGCAGACGGUGGAGUUCAUUGUGUCCCUGACCAUGCUGCACGGCAGGCGGUGCUUCUACCCGGCCCUGCGGGACGCCCUGGGGAUCGCGGUGUCGCGGCUGCGGGACCUGACCUCCCUCGUGCACAACAUACAGCUGGGUUCUGUGUAUCAGGACCUCUACAGCUUCUGGGACGAGUCGUUGGACUUGUACAAGCAUGUAUUGCCCGCCUGGCGGAUCGCGGAGGCCGCGGCCUUCUUUGCGGACGCGCUCACCUCCGUGCGCCUGGAGCUGGACAAGCUGCACGAUGCGGAGGAGGGCGGCAUCGUUGUGCCAGCGGUGGGCGUGCCAGACUGGCACGACGAGAGCGGGGCGUUCUCGCAGAUGAACUUCCUGCACCGCCAGUUCGGGAACGGCUGGCACCUGGACCGCGGCCUCGUCGCCGGCCUGGUGCGGCUCUGGGCGCCGCCCGCGGGCGCGCCCGGCGAAGGCUGCCAUACCUCGGUCGUGGACUUCGGCGCCGGCGCGGGGCACUACUGCGACUUCUUCAACAGGACGGGCGAGUAUUGCUGCGUGCCCUAUGACGGCUCGGUGCACGCGCCGGAGUACACUGGAGGGGUCGUGCAGACGUUGCGGCUUGACCAGCCCGUGCACCUGGGGCGGCUCUUCGACUGGGUGCUCUGCCUCGAGAUGGCGGAGCACAUCCCAGCCGAGUCCCAGGAGGCCUUCCUGGGCAACCUCCGGCGGCACGCGCGGCGGGGACUGGUGCUGUCCUGGUCGACGGAGAGCGGCGGGCCGCACCAGAACGCGCGGCCGAUGUCGGAGGUGCUUGGGCUCGUCGAGGGCCUCGGUUUCAGGCUGGACGUCGAGGCAUCGGAGGCGCUGCGGCCCCAGAUCUCGUGGCUCCGCGGCGCCGUGCGCGUCUUCCGCCUCGGCGCGGCGUGA